This is a messenger RNA of Ricinus communis (castor bean), 1192 nucleotides long. RefSeq lists its product as uncharacterized. Bases 630 to 1037 code for a protein of 135 amino acids. The record is from RefSeq and is a predicted model, not a curated record. The transcript has a single exon. NCBI's taxonomy places the organism in Eukaryota, Viridiplantae, Streptophyta, Magnoliopsida, Malpighiales, Euphorbiaceae.
GAGUACAUGUCAUUUUAUCAAACUGAGAUCCUAAAUAAACAGAAACCUUAAAAAAAACCCUUAGGUGGAGACUGUAUCAUGACAUUUGCCUGGUCAUUCACAGGUGAGAAAUAACCAUUGCAGUGCUAAAACAUUCACCAUGGAUAUGGACAUAGUCAUUGGACUUUAAUCAUUGCUUUUUCAUCUUAAGUAAAACAAGUGGGAUUUUGUAGAAUCUAAUAGAACACACAUGAGCAUAGUGCUGCUAUGUAUGAUGGUGGACUGUAUUUGAGUUCCAUGAUGAUAGGCAAUGAGAACAAACCCAAUACAUUAAUUGACUUCUUUGUCCACGAAAAAGGGGUCUUGUUGCUUUCUUUUGUUUCUUGCCCAAAGAAGACCAAGACUAGAAGAUGACAUGAAACCCACCAAUAAAUUGGAGUCACAAGUAAGAAAAACCUACCACCUAUUAACCCAAAAGGUGAAACCUAGUCGGUGUUGGCUCAUCAGUAACUAACAGGAACUUAUUAACGAAGUAUAUAUAACCAACAAGAAGCAAAAAUAUAUAGGUUAAGCCUAUAAGGUUAUCAUCUAAGCAAAAAAAGAAAAAGAAAAAAUUCUAAUAGAAAACUUACAGCCCUUGUUAUUCUUUGAUGGAAAGGAAGAACAGAGUGGUGGAUUUGUCCUCUUUUCUUCUGGUUGAAGGUACUGCAGACUCAGAGGCGGACUGUGAAUUCUUGAAGCUAUGUCAAGAUGCAAUUAUGAUCUGCGAUUAUGAUGGCGAUCCUGAAGAUGAUGCGGAGUCGUGCAGCUGCGAUACUAGUGAAGUUCUUGAAAGUAAUGAUGAUCAAGAUUGUAGAGAUUCUGAUGAAGCUGAUAAUAAAGAUUGUCAUGGCAAGCAAAGUUGGUGCAAGAUAUGGUUGGAAAAUGAGGAACUGGAAUACAUGUCUACUGAAGAUGGUGAAGCGACUAGUGAUGGUACUAACUUGAGCAAGAAGAUCAUUGAUCAAAUGGAGGACAGGCACUUUUGGGAGACUUGCCUGGCAGUAGGGUAUCCAUAAAAAAAAGAAAAAAAAAUUAUUAUUAUUAAUUUUUUUUGCCCACUUGCUUCCACCUAAAAAUUCAGGUAGAUUUAGCAAGUAAUUUGGAUUUCUUUCAUAUAAUUUCUUUUUUAGUAAAAGGAAGACCUUUCUAUGUGUGUAUUUAUUUACAUGCU